CUCCCUGUCAAUAUGUCACUUUUACGGGACAUGAAGGAAGAAAUCAAGGAUGUGAAACGUGACCAGGAAUUUGUGUUGAGAUGUAGAAUAACUGAGGACCAAUAUCAGAUGCUAGAAGCUAUAAGAAAAAGAGAUAACAACAAAGUUAAACACCUCAUGACUCGAGGUGUUGACCCAAACUUCUUCAACAAUCUUGGUAGUACACCUCUGCACAUUGUGGCUGGACUCAAGCCAUCUCCAGCUGUAAAGGACAUGCUACAGAUACUAGUAUACUUCGGGACAUCUUUGGAUUCAGUAGGAAGGUUUGGACAGACGCCUCUACACAUCGCGUGUCAUAAUUCUGCCACUACUGUCCAAGUUUUGCUUGAAACAGGGGCCUCAGUCAAUAUACAGGACAAUGCAGGUUGUACACCCUUGAUAGAAGCUUGCAGCAGUGACUGCCCAGAAGCCCUGACCAUUACUCAGUACCUUCUUGACCAUGACUGUAACAUUUUUCUCACAGAUAAGGAUGGACGGACAGCCCUACAUUGUAUAUGUGGUAAUACAAAACAGGACUUGACUGUGAGGAAUGAGAUAGCCUGCCAAUUACUGAACCGGGGUUUGUCAGUGAGCAUAGAGGAUAAAACAGGUAAAAUGCCAUUGUGUUAUGAACUGAAGCAUUUCCUACAUCGAACACGAAAGCCUCUUUCAGAAAAAUACUUACAACUAGUGCAGACUUUAAUCAAGGCUGGAGCCAGUUUUAACAGGAAAAAUAGGCAACAUGAACGUUUUGUAAGGUAUGCCUGCAAAGUGUCAUGUGGACCAGUGUUUACGCAGCUAGCAGGACUUCUGGAACCAGUGUUAUCAGUGGGCGGGGUUUUAGCUCUCAGAGACUGUGUUCCUGAGGAGGAUGAGGACCACACCCACUUGCAUCAGUACCUUUCAUCCUUGGCCUGCAGAGUUCAACCCCUUAAACUUAUGUGUAGGACAGUACUUCGUGAGAUCCCUGAACUCCGGGGAAAACUUUACACCAAAGUGAACCUCCUUCCCAUUCCUUCCACACUUAAGGACUACCUAGUACUGAUGGAAUGAUACUUAGAAAAUAUUGAUCUUUUUAAGGGUGCAAGUAUGAUGUGGUGCAUGAAAAUUAUUUUUACUUUUUAAGAAGAC
Ylistrum balloti is the source of this 1149-nucleotide messenger RNA. RefSeq names its product ankyrin repeat domain-containing protein 7-like. The coding region runs from base 13 to 1071 and encodes 352 amino acids. Gene Ontology annotation, molecular function: protein binding. Lineage: Eukaryota; Metazoa; Mollusca; Bivalvia; Pectinida; Pectinidae. The transcript has 6 exons. The record is from RefSeq and is a predicted model, not a curated record. Gene Ontology annotation, cellular component: nucleus; cytoplasm. Gene Ontology annotation, biological process: intracellular signal transduction.